Messenger RNA from Cynoglossus semilaevis (tongue sole), 2325 nucleotides. RefSeq names its product serine protease 27. The record is from RefSeq and is a predicted model, not a curated record. Gene Ontology annotation, molecular function: serine-type endopeptidase activity. The coding region runs from base 22 to 1866 and encodes 614 amino acids. The transcript is spliced from 9 exons. NCBI's taxonomy places the organism in Eukaryota, Metazoa, Chordata, Actinopteri, Pleuronectiformes, Cynoglossidae. Gene Ontology annotation, biological process: proteolysis.
AAGAAACACUCUAGUUACACAAUGGCCCGGAUAAGAUGGAUUUUGAUCUUGAAUCUGACCAGCUUCUUAUUUAGAGAAACAUAUGCUCAGCUGGAGGUUUGUGGCGUCACUCCUCUGAACACGAGGAUAGUUGGUGGUGAAGAUGCCCCACCUGGGAGCUGGCCUUGGCAAGUUAGUCUGCAGAGAUUUGGUGACCACUUUUGUGGGGGUUCCCUCAUUAACAAAGAGUGGGUGAUGUCCGCUGCCCACUGCUUCUUUAGUACAAGCACAUCUGGAUGGCGAGUUUCUCUGGGCCGUCAAAGUCUGCAGGGCACAAACCCAAAUGAGGUGUCCAGAACUGUUGCCCGAAUCAUUUUACAUCCAAACUACGAUAGUGACGCCAACGACAACGACGUAGCUCUGCUCAGGCUCUCCUCGCCAGUCACGUUCACAGACUUUAUCAGACCUGUGUGUUUGGCAGCCAGUGGCAGUGUGUUCAUCAAUGGUACAGAUAGCUGGGUCACAGGCUGGGGUUCUGUCAAUGAAGGAGUGGCAUUGCCUUUUCCUGGAACUCUUCAAGAAGUGGAGGUUCCAGUUUUAGGAAACAGACAGUGUAACUGUCUCAAUGGAGUUGGUGUAGUCACAGACAACAUGAUCUGUGCUGGUGUUCUGGUAGGGGGCAAAGAUUCAUGUCAGGUGAGUUUCUUCUCAUUUUUUUUUGGCAAUCGUAACGGAGAAGGUGUGAGAUUUUGUGAAUAUCUUAUUUGGGCCACUUUUCAUUCACAGGGGGACUCAGGUGGUCCAAUGGUGAGCAAACAGGGUCCUGUCUGGGUUCAGUCUGGAGUUGUUAGUUUUGGUUUUGGAUGUGCUCGACCAGGUUGGCCAGGAGUUUACUCCAGAGUGUCCCGUUACCAGUCCUGGAUCAACUCCCUCAUCAACUCUGAUAGACCGGGCUUUGUUCAGUUCACCUCCAGUGGUGUAGACACUGACAACAGUUACACCUGUCCUGGUCUCCCACCUCCUCCUGGUACUACAAGCACUGUGACUGUGGAAGCUGACACAACGACUUCAGAUUUAGCCCCAGUAACACCAAGUGCUGAAAGAGACGUUUGUGGCAACGCUCCGAAGAACAGUCGUGGUGUUGGAGACAGGGGUUUUGUGUCUGGAGGAACGUGGCCCUGGAUGGUUCGCAUCCACCGAAAUGGUGUCCACACUUGCGGUGGAACACUAAUAUCUGAUAUCUUUGUUUUGACCAGUGAACUAUGCUUCGCCUCCCCAAACCCGGAACCUUCAGAAUGGACUGUGUUUUUGGGACAGAGGAACAUUAACGGCUCAGAUGUCUUUGUCAAGUCUGUGGCCGUGGUGAACAUUAUAAUAAGCACACUGACUGGUUCCAAUGUUGCUGUUCUGCGGCUGGCUCAAGCAGUCACUUACAGUGAUUAUGUCCAGCCCGUGUGUAUAGACACUAACGAUGAGAGAAUGAUUCCUAUUGGAAGUCAGUGCUGGGUACCAGGCUGGGGUACAAAAAGUCCUGGAAAAGACGGUUCAGUGCUAAGAGACCUUGAAACUCAAAUAGCGAGUUGUGGGACUGCUGUUGAUUCAGAGAACAUUUGCACCCUUCCUAUGAUUCUUGGAGAGGGAGAUCAAGGAUGCCCACUUCUGUGCAGGUCAGACAAUUCUUGGUUCCAAAUGGCUGUUAUUACAGUGAAUGGCAACCAAUCUGUCCGAGCGAACGUUCAGGUCUUCGCCAAAACCUCAAGAUUUGGAUCGUUCCUAAAGGAGACUGUUGGUAACGUGCCGUCUCCACAGUCAUCUGCACCAGGAAGAAUUCUAAGCUUCACCACUUUUCUGCUUUCUGUCGCUGUCACCUUGGUGUUCCUACUGUAAAGAUUAUUGCACUCAAAAAAAAAAAAAGCUACUGGAGCUGACCAAGGAAGACAGGACUUUAGAUUUUUCAAAGACUGUAAUGAAGUGAAAGUCGAAGUAGCGUAGGUGCUGAUAUCAUUCACAAUUUUUCAGUCCUUAAAAAAAAAAAAGCACAAACAUUAAUUGCUUUACAAAACACGCAUUACUAAUGUGUUAUAAAAUUGGCUUCGAUUAUUGCUAGCAGUGCUGCUUUUAUUUGAAUCUGUGAGGCAUUCGUGGUCUUCGCAUACAAAACAUUAUCAGGGAUGUGCGCACCUGAAACCUGAAGAUUAAUAUCUAAUCAGCCAAUCACAGGGCAGCAGACUUGGACAUUAGAAAUUGUAUUUGACGGAAAGGAGAUCACAGUGACUUCGCUGCUGGCGUAUGACUGGCUUUGUCAACUGUGUAGAGGUUACAUUAAAUAUUUAAAAAACAAACAAA